CUUCUUUUUUUCCACACAGAGAGUGGGAAAAGGAACAAGGACAAAAUCACGGGGCUGACAAUGGUUCUUCUGGAGUUUGUUGGAUGUGCCCACACACUGUUAACAGGACAGAGAAUCUCUCUUUAAUGUGUUUGGUUGUGUGUGUCUCUCUCUCUGAUGCUACUAGGUUGGGCACUAGAUUGUCAAAGAGAGAAACUCACGGGACUCCAAUCACCAACCCCCCCUCUCUAUAUAUAUACACCUAUAUUAUAUAGGCAUGCCACAACAAAAAUAUCGCAACUAGUCAUCUAGUUCCAUCUUCAAUUGUAGAGCGAGAGAAUGCAGGACUCCAAAUUAUCUGUCUAUCAAAACCCAGAAGCUGAACUGGAUGAGGCCACACGAUUCGACAAGUCUCUUCAAGAACUCAGAAACUUGCGUUCUCAGCUUCACUAUGCUGCGGAUUACUGCGAAGCAACUUUCUUAAAUGCCAAACAGAAGAAAAUUGUUGUGGAGAACACAAAAGAGUACAUAUGCAGGGCUAUGGUCACAGUUGUUGAUCAUCUCGGGAAUGUCUCAGCUAAUCUAGACCACGGGCUUUCUAAGAAUGAUGUCGCCACACAAACAGAGCUUCGAAUGGACUGCUUGAAACAAAGACUCACGACAUGCCAACAAUAUGGUCACAAGCUUGCAAUAACCAAAUUAUGCUGGAGGUCUGAUGUGCCAAGAUAUCACCCACGUUAUAUCUCUCCACCAAUCCCAGGUCAAAAUGAAGUUUCGAGGAAAUAUAAUAGCCCAAUUGCUGCUAAAACUAUAAAAAGGCAUGGAUUUGAAUCACAUGAGGAAGUGCCACUUUUUUUAUGCACAUAUAAUCACAAGUCGUCUCUAGCUAAAGGUUUAACGGCAAAAAUAGGUGCCAAUGAAAAAGAGCCUAGUUCAUCUUCAGUAUUGCCUGUUCGUGAUGGCCUGUGUUUGAAUCCAAAAUCUCAAAUUCCUUUUCAAUUUGAGGGUACCCAUAAGCAUAAACGUCACUUGCUGAAUUGGAAAACAGUGCAGAAUAGUGAUAUCUUAUCACUAAUUCGGAGGAGUAAAAGAACAACAUAAAUAUUAAUUUGAAGUCUCUUUGAGGUUCCAUUUGAUCAUUUCUCUGAGGUUUGGUGAUUGAAAUAGUGCUUUCUCAUCCUGUUUUUUAUUAAAUCAGCUUAGUUGAAGGUCAGUAUGCCUUGUGUAAGUGGAAAGAUUGUCAGCAUUAUGAACAUCGUGUAUAUGCUGAGGCAAGUUUGCGAUAUAAUGUGAAUUAAGUUGUUGCAUUUUAGUAA
Cornus florida is the source of this 1295-nucleotide messenger RNA. Its product is annotated as probable protein ABIL5. The coding region runs from base 319 to 1080 and encodes 253 amino acids. NCBI's taxonomy places the organism in Eukaryota, Viridiplantae, Streptophyta, Magnoliopsida, Cornales, Cornaceae. The transcript has 8 exons. The record is from RefSeq and is a predicted model, not a curated record.